Molecule: messenger RNA, 2501 nt
Organism: Aedes albopictus (Asian tiger mosquito)
Lineage: Eukaryota; Metazoa; Arthropoda; Insecta; Diptera; Culicidae
Exons: 2
Coding region: 455-1852 (465 amino acids)
Source: RefSeq, a predicted model, not a curated record
GCCGCCAACACUGCCCCACCUGGCACUGUUUUAAAUAUAUCUAUGAACCAGUCUAAAUGAUAGCACCCAGGCAUACAGCAACGAUGAGAGACAAUUGGUAUUUCUAUUCAUAUAGGACAUAACAGUCGAAAUCGUGCGAUGCGAAGCUCGCAUGCACGGACCAUGAAUUGGUCAGUGAAGUAAAACUUAUAUUUAUUGUUAUCUAUAUUUAAAGCUAGUAUCACAGAUAUUAAAGUACGUGAACUUAGAAACUAUGGGCAAAAUGUAUUGCUACGCUCAACACUGAAAAAUGUAAGUAAAAUGUAAAACAAUGAAAUUAUAAAGGAAAUAAACAUACUCUAUUACAGCUUUUAGCUGAUUCGCACCCACAUCCCGGAGUUUGCGAGCUGCUUAAUAGAAUUCAGCCAAGAGUCCCUCUAAGUUCCCGUAACACUAAAAGAUUUUUCAAUCUACGAUGAGUGCAAGUAAAACGGAUAGCUGUCCGGCAUUCUAUUCAGCACCAACGGGAGGCUGCGACAACUGCCCGCGCCCCGUUUUGUGCGACGAUGUACAAUGGACCUGCAGCGUUUGUGUCCCAAAGGUUAUUGUAUCCAGUAAAAUUGAAAAUCGAAUCGCCCUCCUCCGGCUGGAACAACUCGAGCAAGAGCGCGCACUUCAGCAGCGCGAAAUGGAAGCGGAGAGACGGGCAUUAGAGAAAGAGCGAGAGUUAUUGCAGAAGAAAUACCUCUUGCUAGUGCAACAGUUUUCGAUGCGUCGAAAUAUGAAGAAUCAUGAUCGUGAUACCGUUCGAACAACAGGUGAAGAUAAAGAUGAUCAAUUCAUCUCGGAUGUCAAUAUCAUCCACAGUGAGUCUGUCGGCGAAGAACCGUCGCCCGAUUAUAAUAAUCAAAAACCAGCUACCAUUGAAUCCAUAGCACACGAUUCAGUGCACAAUGGUCCAAACUGGACUGUUUAUUCGAAACAACUACAAGUAGUGCAGCCGAGAUGUUUGGAUUUCGCCGAAACUUGGUCAGCAAAGGAUAGGAUUCAGCAGCGAAAUAUCCGCGCGUUUCCUAAUACGAUUCCACCAGGACGAAAUUGCACAUUUGACUGCAGUGUGUUGACCAAGGUUAAUUAUACAUUCUUUGUAUCCUCCGAUCGAUUUUUAAAACAUGAAAACUAUUCUAUUGCAAAUGCUCUUGCAAGCCAGUGCACAAGUGAUACACAAGCAAGUGCACCUCCCAUGUUUGUGGCUCCGAAAGUGCCGGAGCCGGCUCCUCCCCCUGCGCGGACGGCGGUGACGAACGAAGGUGUUUCUGGCAGAGAAGGCACCAUGGAGCUGGCAAAAAUUAAGUGCAAAGAAAAGGUCAGUACGCAGUAUCCACAGCAUAAAUUACAGACUUCAGAUCGUUUUCGGACCACUGUGCAACGUAGAAAGUGUGAGCUACCUUAUCGUUACCGUCAUCGUCAUCUGAAGUGUAUUGAAUCGCGCUCCCGAUCGAGAUGCAGUGACCAAAGUAAGUGUUUUCCACAUGGAUACAGCCAUGGAAGACAAGCAGCGUCCAAGGACUAUGACCUUCAUCUGCAACCUGAUUGGAGCGACGGAAGCUAUAUAGAAUUAGUCCGUGGUCAAUGUAGGUCGUUAUCCGCCGGACUGUCGAGGUUAGAUAUGUCUCAUCAAAAUCAACAGAAACGAAGCGCAGAGGAGGAUAGACGUGUAGAGUCGGAUACGUUUUGCGAUUGCAAAGUUGACCGGUUCCACAAUAAGAAACGUUGUUGUGAAAAAAUCAGAGAUAUUGGAGCGAUAGCCACAGGUAACCUUUCGAUGCUCGUUGUCGAUCAGUUUGCCAGUGCUCUUCGUUUGGCAAAAUGACGAAAAAGAACAUUAUGUGGGGGAUCCGAAGGUAACAGUUGCAGUCUAUAAGUUGUCAGAAUUUCUUAAAUCUGUGAGGGAAGACUUAACUAGACGAAGUGUUGGCAGCAUUGGGUCUCAGUAAAACUGGGACCGAUGGCCAGUGUUACGGGGGGGAGAAUGUUGCCGCCAACACUGCCCCACCUGGCACUGUUUUAAAUAUAUCUAUGAACCAGUCUAAAUGAUAGCACCCAGGCAUACAGCAACGAUGAGAGACAAUUGGUAUUUCUAUUCAUAUAGGACAUAACAGUCGAAAUCGUGCGAUGCGAAGCUCGCAUGCACGGACCAUGAAUUGGUCAGUGAAGUAAAACUUAUAUUUAUUGUUAUCUAUAUUUAAAGCUAGUAUCACAGGUAAUCACAGAUAGUUUCUUCCUAAAUCUAAUUAAAUUAAACCUAACUUAUUACUAAAUCACAGAUAUUAAAGUACGUGAACUUAGAAACUAUGGGCAAAAUGUAUUGCUACGCUCAACACUGAAAAAUGUAAGUAAAAUGUAAAACAAUGAAAUUAUAAAGGAAAUAAACAUACUCUAUUACAGCUUUUAGCUGAUUCGCACCCACAUCCCGGAGUUUGCGAGCUGCUUAAUAGAAUUCAGCCAAGAGUCCCUCUAAG